Molecule: messenger RNA, 8292 nt
Organism: Diabrotica virgifera virgifera (western corn rootworm)
Lineage: Eukaryota; Metazoa; Arthropoda; Insecta; Coleoptera; Chrysomelidae
Product: protein lap4-like
Exons: 23
Coding region: 178-7206 (2342 amino acids)
Biological process (GO): neurotransmitter receptor transport postsynaptic membrane to endosome; neurotransmitter receptor transport, endosome to postsynaptic membrane
Cellular component (GO): postsynaptic density; adherens junction; postsynaptic membrane
Molecular function (GO): protein binding
Source: RefSeq, a predicted model, not a curated record
AGUGGUGCUUCAUGCUCGUCUGAUUGUCGUGUUGUGAGAUGUGUAGAGCGACGUUUCGGUAAUCGUAGGGAAAAGGAAAACCCGUGUUUUAUCAAAAAAAUGUACACAACUCAAAUCUAAAGUGAUUUUCUAAGUGAGUGUUAGUUGUAAAAUUAUGUGCGUUGAUUAGUGGUAGACAUGUUUCGGUGCAUACCCAUUUUUAAAGGCUGUAACAGGCAAGUGGAAACUGUUGAUAAGAGACAUUGUUCUUUAAUAAAUGUUCCCGAGGAGAUAUUAAGGUAUUCUAGGAGCCUAGAAGAGCUACUUUUAGACUCCAAUAGGAUACAAGUUCUUCCGAAGAACUUCUUUAGACUUCAUAGACUCCGCAAACUCGGUCUAAGCGAUAAUGAAAUCAACAACUUGCCGCCAGAUAUUCAAAAUUUCGAACAUCUCGUGGAAUUGGACGUCUCCAGAAAUGAUAUCCCUGACAUCCCCGAAAGCAUCGGCCAGCUGCGUUCCCUCCGAGUCGCAGACUUCAGUUCCAAUCCCAUACCUCGUCUUCCGCCGGCCUUCAUCCACCUCAAGUCACUCAGCGUGUUGGGCCUCAACGAUAUGUCGCUCACGUCGCUGCCUCAGGAUUUCGGCCAACUUAAGUCCCUCACGUCGCUCGAACUUAGAGAAAAUCUGCUCAAGGAAUUGCCCGCUUCUCUGUCGAAGUUGACCAACCUCGAAAGACUUGAUUUAGGCGAUAAUGAAAUUGAAGAAUUGCCAUCACACAUAGGAAAACUGCCAGCACUUCAAGAACUAUGGUUAGACCACAAUCAAUUACAAAGUCUCCCUCCAGAAAUAGGCCAACUGAGCAACCUAACAUGCCUAGAUCUAUCCGAAAAUCGCCUAGAGUAUCUUCCAGAAGAUAUUGCGGGCUUGGAAAGCCUAACUGACUUACAUUUAUCCCAAAAUGUAUUAGAAACUCUGCCCGACGGCAUAGGAAAGUUAGAAAAACUUACCAUCUUGAAGGUAGACCAAAAUAGACUAACAUCUUUAAAUUCUAACGUAGGCUAUUGCCACAAUCUACAAGAACUGAUCCUCACAGAGAACUUUUUAAGCGAAUUACCCGUAGAAGUUGGAAAAUUAAUCAAACUGACGAACUUGAACGUCGAUAGGAAUAGUCUUACUUUGGUACCCGAAGACAUAGGCAAUCUCUGCGAGCUAGGCGUGUUGAGUUUGAGAGAUAACAGACUUACUAUGUUGCCGGACACUCUCGGCAACUGCCGAAGACUCCACGUGUUGGACGUUUCUGGAAACAGACUGCCUUAUCUACCCUAUACGCUUCUUCAGUUGAGCUUGAAGGCUGUUUGGCUGAGCGAAAACCAGGCACAAUCUCUACUCACCUUCCAAACUGACACUGACCCGGAUACGGGUAAGACCGUACUGACGUGUUUCCUGUUGCCACAACAAGAAUACCAACCUACGAUAGCUUCCGACGGCCGCUUUUACCACCAUCACGAUCAUGAGCUAACGCCAGGUCUUUCUAAUGGUAGUACCUUGUCCCGUACAGAUGGCGCUGCGACCGAGGACGAAGACGACGACGACUGGCGGGAACACGAAGCCAGCCGAACACACUCCGUCAAAUUCACCGAUCCGCAAGAGAAGGACAAUCGAGAGACUCCAUUUGUCAGGCACAACACUCCUCAUCCGAAAGAGUUAAAGGCUAAGGCCCAUAAACUUUUCGGAAAAGGUCAAAAUUCACUAGAGGAAAGCGAACAACAUUCCAACGACAACAGUGCAAACACGCCCGAGGCCCUCAAUCUACAUGUAAAGCAGGUUCCUGAAUCGCCACAGAUAAUUGAACCUCCUCCAACUCGGACCGACUCUGCAGUAGGUAAUGGACAAGUGGAGGAAAGUGAGCAUAGCCAUGAUGAACAUGAUGAAGACACGGAUGAGGACCACGUGACUCUUCGCCGAGUCGGAUUCGUCGGGGGCGUGUCUUCGUCGUCGGACGAACGAGACUCGUCGUCGAAACCGAGUCGACUGCACAGGCGCGACACCCCCCACCAUCUCAAGAACAAACGAAUCACGUCGGUGACCAUCGACAAAGACAAGGUGGCUUCGAUUAUUGCACAGGCCCUUAAAAGGAAAGAAGACGAAAGUGACAGGACGAGUGGCGUUUCGACCCCUCCAGGCUCAGUCUCCGGAGGCGAUCGUAGUUGUUCUUCAAGUCAAGCUGGUGAUUCAGAUGCAGCAGUAGAACUCAGAGAAGAAAAAUAUGAAAUCCACAUUGAACGCUCCCAAACUGGAUUAGGGCUAUCGAUAGCAGGCGGGCACGGCUCAACUCCUUUCAAGGGCGAUGACGAAGGCAUCUUCAUUUCCAGAGUAACCGAAGGUGGUCCGGCCGAUCUAGCAGGAUUAAGAGUAGGAGAUAAAGUCAUAACCGUCAAUAGAGUCAACGUCGUUGACGUCAGUCACUACGAUGCAGUAGAAGUCUUGAAAGCAUCAGGUCCUGUGUUGAUUCUAGAAGUAACCCGAGAAGUUACCAGGUUGGUUAAGCCUCCGAACACGAUGGUAGCAACUAAGCACAGUCCAACACCUUCUCUUACGAAUACGUUGAACAAAAGCGCAAUACCCCCUCCAUUGCCUCCUCAAUUGGAAGAAGAGGUGCCCUUACAAAAAGUAUUAGUCCAUACAACAUUAAUUAGAGACUCAAAAGGUCUCGGUUUUAGUAUAGCAGGAGGCAAAGGCUCCCAACCCUUUAAGGCUGACAAUGACGCCAUCUACAUAUCACGCAUUACCGACGGAGGAGUCGCCGAUAGAGACGCGAAGCUCUCUGUAGGCGAUAAAGUAAUAUCAAUAAACGGCGUCGACUUAACGGGGGCCUCCCACGAUCAAACCGUAAGCAUGCUUACGGGAUUGGAAAGAUUCGUGAGACUGGUGGUUGAGAGGGAAGUGCCUCUGGAGAAAAACGGCGACGAGGCUAGUCCGGGACCUCAGCAAAGUCCGAGGUUGUUUGGAUUGCCCAAGCCGUAUACGGGACUGUAUGCUGCUAAUAGUUACAUGGCUAACCGACCUGGUUACGCGGGGUAUCGAAGAUCGAUGGAACUUGAUAAAAAGACUUCUGAAUCUCCAGAGCCAGUAAAGCCUCCAACGCCCACCCAGGUGUUACAAGAAACGCCCAAAACAAACGGAAUAGACCACAGCUCGACGAGAGAAGUACCCAAGCCAGCGCCGCGUCGUAUCAACUCUACUUCCAGCGAUUCGUCCACGGCACCAAUCAAUCCUACAGCUCAAACCGCUUCCAGCGCCAAGCCACAAACCAACCACAAGAAAACCUCUUCGAAUUCCUCCCUCGAGGAUGACACCCAGGUAUUUGCGAGGCCCAUCACAAGCGAAGAGUUCCAGGCGAUGAUACCGCCCCAUUUCCUUAAACAGCCCCCUCCCGCCAAAACCUCCCCCACCCCCACCGCGACUACUCCUACCGGGUAUGAUAGUCACGCGAAUUCCGUCACGACGGUCACGAUAAAACGACCGGAACCGCCUAUCGAGCUGCCCCCCUCGCCGAAGGGGCCGGGGCGAGUCACCGAGACCAUUACCAAGAGUACCUUUACCGAAACUGUGGUCACUAGGAUAACGGACAAUAAGUUGGUAGAGCCACUGAUUAUAGAGGACGUUACGUUAAGUAAAUUAGGAGGAUCCUUAGGUUUCAGUAUUAUAGGAGGUACAGAUCAUUCCAGUAUUCCAUUCGGAUCCAAGGAACCGGGAAUUUUCAUCUCACAUUUGGUUCCUGGUGGUAUAGCUGCUAAAAGUGGUAAACUCAAAGUUGGUGACAGAAUUUUAAAAGUCAAUGGCACAGACGUCACUCAUGCUACCCAUCAAGAAGCUGUUAUGGAGCUUCUAAGACCUGGAGAUCAAAUUUCGCUUACAAUUAGGCACGAUCCAUUGCCCGAAGGAUAUCAGGAAUUGUUUAUUGAAAAAACAGAUAACGAAAAACUUGGCAUGCACAUAAAGGGCGGUCUUCAGGGUCAGCGAGGUAAUCCUCUGGACAGAUCGGACGAAGGUAUUUUCGUAUCGAAAAUCAACUCUGUGGGGGCAGCAAGGCGAGAUGGAAGACUCAAAGCUGGCAUGAGAUUAUUAGAAGUUAAUGGAAAAUCAUUAUUAGGUGCAACUCAUCAGGAAGCUGUUAAUGCUUUAAGAGCUUGCGGAAACAUGAUUCACAUGGUAGUUUGCAAAGGAUAUGAUAAAGGUGAUAUAGACAGAGCAGUCCAUGAGGGCAGAUUGACAAGAGGAGGGUCCGUUAGCAGUCGUUCGCAGAGCGUUAGCUCUUUAGACGUACCAGAAGACGACCUACAGGACUUGAAAGUAAAAUCUGAAUUGCUUCAGUUGGAAAAGGAUGAAGUUGAGAAGCGAUUACAGCCGAUCCAUCAAGAAGAAGAGGAAUUUUCUUUAGUAGAAGCAAAACCACCUUCUCCUGCGGAUAAGGUUUUAGACGUGGUAAGAGCAGUAGAGACUCUAGCACACGGUCCGAUGGAAAAUUCAGUUCCUCCAAAGUCUCCAAAUUCGGAACUAAAAACUACUACGAUAGUUAUGAGCAAACAUACGCUAGCACCUCAACCUACCACUGACGAGCUAAUGCAUGUCUCUACGCUACCGAAAACGACACAGCCUAAAGUGGAUGUGGAAACAGAAAGCAAAAGUCACUCUAUUGACAAUGAACAGCAUGCUUCCGUCACUAAAGAUACUGAUAACGAUUCUUUACAAAACGUGAUCCCACCUCCUUCCAUCUAUUCUGAAUGUGAACCUAACAAUAAUGUAUCUAAUAUGUACUUUAACAAUCAACAUGUACCUACCAAUGUAACAUACUCGAUACCUCAACCGGUAGUUACUAGUGACUUUAAUUCCAACACGUUUUCGUUCAACGUUCCACCUAAUGAGAAUCAGUUCCAUAUUAACGUCUACAACACUAUACCUCAGCUACAACCACAAGCAUUUAGAUAUGAUUACGUUCCUAAUUUUACUGAUAUACCAAUCGUUCCUUCUCCUGAUUCUAGUCUUACAUAUAUGCUUGAAGAUUCUCAAAUUAUCAAAGUUCCACCGCCCCCUCCUAUGGACUUCGACGAUUAUUCCAUAAAAUCCGAUUCACCUCCUCCUUUACCAUCCACUUCCCCUCCUCCCCUGCCAAAAUCUCCACUACCUACAGAAGACGACGACAUUGUAUCCACAACCGAAAAAGUUCUGGAAACUUCAGUUCAAGUCUCAACAACUACAACCAUAAAUCCAACUAAUAAACAUCAUGUAACUAUUACAGAAGAAGAAGAAGUUACAGAGUAUACAGAACCACCUAUAGGAGCGCUGAAGAAAAUUGUAGCCAGCUUAAGAGACGACAUCGUAGCUCAUACCACUGUUCCAGGAGAUGUAGAGGUUUGUGUUACCGCUCCAACAGUAGUGCAAACACAAGUCAGUAGAACAGUUGAUUUGUCUUCUCCAACAAUAGAAAAUACUGAUAAACAAAUCAGUCAACUUUGUACAAAUAUACACGAUGCUUUGCAGGCAGCUACUAAUAUAGAUCGAACAAUAGAACAAACUAACAGAAUGUUUGUAACUAGUUUGACCGAAACAGAUCGGAUUAUUUCUUCUAAAAAACAUGUAUCAUAUCUAACUGAUGACUCAGACAACAUCGAAGUAUCUAUCAUCCCUUCAGACCAAGGAAUGUUAAGGAAACCAAAAGAUGAUCAAUUAAAACCAAACAACGAAUCAGAAUCGAUCAAUAGGAAAUUUGUAAGAAGUUGGGUAGAAACGGAAGAAAGGACGUCUUCACUUCCAGCAAGAAAACUUGUCACUAGCUUGAUAAUCGAUACACCCUCAAACGAAAAGCAACAAGUGCAAUAUUCCCAAAUCAUAGCACCUACACCAUUCAAAAUAACAAAACAAAUUUCCCAAACAUCUGAACCUCGUUCACCUACCACUCCAACCAGACGAAUUGCUCGACCUCAAGUCCCUCCCCCACCAGUACCCAUCGCUAAACUAGCUUCACCUCCCCAAAUUCAAGCCAAGAAAAUUCCACCCCCAGUACCUGCCAAGAUUUCUAAAUUGAACCCUGCUCGCAGUGAAAAUGAUUUAUUAGACCCUGUUGGUUCUGUCAAAAAAAGCAACCAGUCCGCUAGACCUGUUUCUUUUGUAUUUUCUGAUAAAAAGGAUUUGGGAUUCGUUAGCGGAAAUUUAGGGAAGUAUGGUACUGUGGCAAAGCCUCCACAAUCUCCCCAACACAAUGCUCCCAAGCAGUCGGUGAGCGAUAGAAAGAAAUUUUUCGAAUCGGCGAUGGAAGAGAGCCAAAAACCUUCUAAACCAGAAAAAGUCUUUAGCUAUCUUAGUGCGGACGAAUUAGAGAAGUUAAAAGCAGAAGAAGAGAGAAAAAUUGCAACACUUUCAGCUUCCGAUAUUAAUUCCUUACAUUCUUUACACGAAUUGGAUCAUUCUGAUGGAGAAUCAGCUGAAUCACAACGUUCAAGGCCUUCGAGUACUAUCGGUAUAGUACGUACAGCAAAGGCAGAACGACGUCUGAGAGAUCAACUUCGAGAAGAAGGACUUUUGACCGACGAAGACGAUCCUCCCCUCUCACCAGCCGAAGAACGCGCCCUCCGAGCCGAAAAGAGAGCUGCCUGGAGAGCUGCCAGACUCAAGUCCCUCGAACACGAUGCCAUGCAAGCGCAGAUGGUCAUCAAGAGUAUGACGGAUAUUGUUAGAUCCGGGGAAGUACCCAUGCCUAUAACGACAGAAAUUAGUGAUACAGACGGGCUUCCACAAACAAAUGAGUUACGUCCCUCGAGUGCCGAUUUCCCCAAGCUGGCCGUGAGGACGAAACCCGGCAACACGACCGUUAGAGAGAGCGAGAAGGUGUUGGGAGAAACGAUUACGAGAAAGACGGAGGAAUACAUCGACGAAAACGGCGAGAAACGAGUGAGAACUGUGGAGUACGUAGAGAAGCUGAUUGAGAGAGAGGUGGAACAAAUCCAAGAAAAAAUCAUAUCACUAGAAUUAACGAAAUACGACGACGUUCUGAAGCCGCAGUCCCUUAAACUAGACCAGGACGAAAACGAUAUCGAAGAGGAAGAAUCAGUAUCCGAAGUAUCUGAACCUCCCACUCCUACGACGGAUCAGGAGAAAACCCUCGAAUCCGCCGAUGGAGCCACGAACAAAAGACGAAGACGGAAAAGAUCCAAAAAGGGAAAACACUAGUGAAUAAAAGCGAACAUUUUUAAUCUCUUGUAAAAAGUAGAAUUUUUUUAUCUGUAAGUUGAGAAUUGGCAACAUUGGAAAUUUUGAAAAAUGCACUACUUACUUUCUAUUCCUACGGAGUGAGUUUGAUGUAUGGAACGCAUCAAUUAUCUUGGAAUCAUCUUGUACGAUUUUUAUAGAUUUUUGUUUGUAAACGGCUUGUAAUGCGACCGACAUUAUAGUGGUAUUUACAUUGUUGUAAGAUCUUCCGAUUUUCUGGAAAUCUAAGGAACUUUCUUAUUUUAAAUGGUAUACCCUAUAUAUAUUGUGCCUUUUGAAGUCAUUAAGAAAUACUCAUUAUUUUUCAUCCAAUGCUCCCUAUACCUAAAUGUCAUAAUUACGGAGUUAUUACUACAUUUAAAUUAUCUUUGCCGAAGUUAAUACAUUUAGAUGAAUAAGAUGAUAUGAAAAUAUAAUUGGUAUUUCUUAAUUACUUCAAAAGGCAAAAAAUAUACAGGGUGAUCUAUUCGAAAUAAGAAAUUUCGUUAAUUUCCAGAAAAACGGAAGAUCUGACGACAAUGUAAAUAAUCAAUAUAAUAUUGGCCGCAUUAUAAGACCCUUACACACAAAAAUCGUGCAAGCCGUUUCCGAGAUAAUUGAGCCGUUCCAUAAUUAAAACUCAUUUUGUAUAUUUUAAAAAUUGCCGUGUUGUGAACUCGUCAGUCUGUAUUUUCUCAUGAAUUGUUUCACCAGGGUGGAAGGGAUUUUUAAAUGUUAAAAUUAUAUUUAAAAUAUAUUUCUAAAUUAUUUUUAUUGUACAAAAUAUUUAUAGAUCUUAAAUAUUUUUAUUACGAUGAAUUUAUCGAUGUAUGUAUAAACAACUUUCCAAGGCUUUUUUUAUAUUGUAUAAUGGAGACUGUGUAGCCGCCAUCUUCUAUUUUAUUGUUUAUUCAUUACUAACUAUAUUAUGUUUCUUGUAUGUGGAGGACGGCUGCGCAGAUGUUGAUAUAGCGAAUGGGACAAUAUAUUAUAUACAUGUAACUAAUAUAAUACGAAAGUGCUUUGGAAAAAACAAUUCCACGUUUUUAAUAAAUGACUAUAUAUUUU